AUGGCUGGCGAUCCCUUUCUUUCAGAUCCCUCCAAAAAGAGAAAACGAAGUACCCGAGCCUCUACUGGCCCCAAAAAAGCUCGGGCUCCUGUACGUCUGAAUGAUCCAGACUCUGAAAUUUCCAGUAAUUCAGACGACUCAGGCGAUGAGGGUUCAGCUGUUGGAGAAGGCGAUGAAAGAGAGCUUGAUUCCGACGAAGAAUUCCAGCAUGAGAAUGAGGCAGAUAAAAGAAGACGUAUUGCUAAGCAAUAUCUUGAGAACUUGAAGUCUCAGGACAUAGGUGACGACGAUUUCGAUGCUGAGGAUUUAGACAGAGAUCUCCUCGCCACCCGUUUACAGCAAGAUGCCGCAGAAGGAAAAGGAAAUGUGUACCGCUUUUAUGGACAAAAAAUUAGUGGCCAGCUUCUGGAUCUUCAACGCACUCACGUUCGUGUCGGUUGUAAAAACCUCACCGGAGUCGCCGCCAACUUCCCAUACAUCUACACUGUGUCCAAGGACAUCGAGCUCAUCAAGUGGAAACUCAACAGUAAUAACAAGCCACAGCGUGUGAAACAUAGUCGUGGUGGCCUGCGGUACAGUAAGAUCAAUACCAGCACUCCAAGUCUGAACCAUCACAAUGAUGAAAUCAGUUGUGUAGCCUGUUCAGGUGAUGGACGAUUUGUCGUCACUGGUGGCCUUGAUGGACGUCUUAUUAUCUGGUCGGCAGAGAAUCUCACCUGUCUUAAAGUGUUGGAGACUCGUGGCGCUGUCAAUGCCAUCACGUUCCGUAGAGGCACCGACCAACUUUACGCUGCUUGCGCAGAUUUGCGUAUUCGUACGUUCUCCAUCAAUCAGUAUGCGCAACUCGAAAUUUUGUACGGACAUCAAGAUAAUAUCACCGACAUAAGUGCGCUCGCCAAGGAAGCCUGUGUAUCUGUCGGCUCUCGAGACAAGUCUGUUAUGUACUGGAAGAUCGCUGAAGAGUCACGACUUACUUUCAGAGGAGGUGACUCUGAGAAAAAAUCAUUCAAGAAAAACGCGGCUUCUGCUGAGGUCUCUGAUGUACCAUUCCAUUCCGAGGGAUCUAUCGAUGUGGUGCUGAUGAUUGAUGAGUCGCACUUUGUCACAGGAUCUGACAACGGAAACAUCUCUUUGUGGUCAAGGUCAAAGAAGAAAGCAUUGUUUACUCAACGAGUUGCUCAUGGCCUCCUCCCACAGUUCACGCCCGCACAAGCUAGUGCCGAAACAGAAGAGAGCAAGGCUGCCCGCCAAAUCCCACCUGCACAGCCUUACUGGAUCACUUCGCUCUAUGCUGUUCCCUUUAGUGAUAUCUUCAUUAGUGGAUCCUAUGAUGGACAAGUUCGUGUCUGGCAACUUGAACGAGAGAACUUCCGCUCCUUCAACCUUCUCGGAAGCCUUAGUGUUAAGGGAUGUGUGGUGAAGAUCAGCGGUGCUGAGCUCACAGACGAUAAAAAAAUUAUGGUGUUCGUUGCCACGGCGAAGGAGCACCGUCUCGGCCGGUGGUUGGGCAAGAUAGAGGGACGGAACGCGAUCACCACCUUGGUCUUUAACAUUUAG
Molecule: messenger RNA, 1557 nt
Organism: Australozyma saopauloensis
Lineage: Eukaryota; Fungi; Ascomycota; Pichiomycetes; Serinales; Metschnikowiaceae
Gene: RRP9
Product: Rrp9p
Exons: 1
Coding region: 1-1557 (518 amino acids)
Cellular component (GO): small-subunit processome
Molecular function (GO): protein binding; U3 snoRNA binding
Source: RefSeq, a predicted model, not a curated record